Messenger RNA from Merops nubicus (carmine bee-eater), 1290 nucleotides. RefSeq names its product kinesin heavy chain isoform 5A-like. Gene Ontology annotation, molecular function: microtubule binding; ATP binding; microtubule motor activity. Gene Ontology annotation, biological process: microtubule-based movement. The transcript is spliced from 13 exons. Lineage: Eukaryota; Metazoa; Chordata; Aves; Coraciiformes; Meropidae. The record is from RefSeq and is a predicted model, not a curated record. The annotation marks the transcript as partial.
GGCAAGCCCUAUGUCUUCGACCGUGUCUUCCCCCCCAACACCACCCAGGAGCAGGUCUACCACGCCUGUGCCAUGCAGAUCGUCAAGGAUGUGCUGGCCGGGUAUAAUGGUACCAUCUUUGCCUACGGGCAGACGUCAUCAGGCAAGACCCACACCAUGGAGGGCAAGCUGCACGACCCCCAGCAGAUGGGCAUCAUCCCACGCAUCGCUCAGGACAUCUUCAGCCACAUCUACUCCAUGGAUGAGAACCUUGAGUUCCACAUCAAGGUUUCUUACUUUGAAAUUUAUCUGGACAAGAUCCGGGACCUGCUGGACAUGACCAAGACCAACCUAUCAGUGCACGAGGACAAGAAUAGGGUUCCCUACGUCAAGGGCUGCACCGAGCGCUUUGUCUCCAGCCCAGAGGAGAUCUUGGACGUGAUCGACGAGGGGAAAUCCAACCGGCAUGUGGCUGUCACCAACAUGAACGAGCACAGCUCCCGCAGCCACAGCAUCUUCCUCAUCAACAUCAAGCAGGAGAACGUGGAAACAGAGCAGAAGCUCAGUGGGAAGCUCUACCUGGUUGACCUGGCUGGGAGCGAGAAGGUCAGCAAGACAGGGGCUGAGGGGGCCGUACUGGACGAGGCCAAAAAUAUCAACAAGUCACUGUCGGCGCUGGGCAACGUCAUCUCAGCCCUGGCUGAGGGCACGAAGGCCUACGUGCCCUACCGGGACAGCAAGAUGACACGGAUCCUGCAGGACUCGCUGGGGGGGAACUGCCGCACCACCAUGUUCAUCUGCUGCUCCCCCUCCAGCUACAACGAUGCCGAGACCAAGUCCACUCUCAUGUUCGGACAGAGGGCCAAGACCAUCAAGAACACAGCAUCGGUGAACCUGGAGCUGACAGCUGAGCAGUGGAAGAAGAAGUACGAGAAGGAGAAGGAGAAGAACAAGGCACUGAAGGAGACCAUCAGGAAGCUGGAGGCUGAGCUGAGCCGCUGGCGGAGUGGGGAGGCUGUGCCCGAGACAGAGCAGCUGAGUGGGACAGAGGCGGAGGUGGAGGCUGGACCCACCAGCGAGACUCCCCUCAACAACAGCUCCUCCAUCGUCAUCCACAUCUCUGACGAGGAGCGCCGCAAGUACGAGGAGGAGAUCCGCAAGCUCUACAAGCAGCUGGAUGACAAGGAUGAUGAGAUCAACCAGCAGAGCCAAAUUAUGGAGAAGCUCAAGCAACAGAUGCUGGACCAGGAGGAGGUGAAGGGCUCACCCCUGCCCCCAUGUUCCCCCAUCUCUGUCUGGCUGACCCCAUAA